AAACAAAAAAUCUCCCAUCGUUCCUAGCGCACAAAAUGGCGGACACAACUUGCCAAUCUGGAAAAGUCUGUCUUCUGCUUCGAAUCUAGCACCAAAAACAACCCUGUCUGCCACUGAAAUCUUCACCAGUGGCUGUCCAAACUUCUCAGGAUGGGAAACAGCAGCAGUACGUCGCCAGAAAGAGAAUCCGAUAGGAACGACACGCCGGUUUUGGAGAACGUGUACGACUCCCACCGCAGGAACGUGUGGCGCUUCCACCCGACCUGCCACGGCAACAACAUCUCCGUGUCCUCGGACCGCCAGACGGCCCGCCGCGCCGAGAGCUUCUGCAACGCCAUCGUCUUCAGCGACCGCCCCUUCCGCAUCCAGGAGAAGAUCCGACUCAAGUUCACGCAGACGACUGACGGUUGGAGCGGCGUGAUCCGCUUCGGGUUCACCACGCAGGACCCCAACAGCAUCCAGGCGGCUUCUCUACCAAGGUACGCGUGCCCCGAUCUCACGAACUUGCCGGGAUACUGGGCCAAAGCCUUGCCGGAGAGAUAUGCCGAGAGGAACAACAUCCUGUGCUACUACGUCAGGAGAGACGGAAGUGUUUGCUACUCUGUGAACAAUGAGGAUAAGGGACUGUUUUUCGCUGGAGUGGACACAUCAUCACCACUUUGGGGACUGGUGGAUGUCUACGGUAACAGCACAGAGAUCAAAAUCAUUGAUGGAGACCAAGAGGAGGACCCCAAUGAUGCUGGUGCCAUGGCGUUGGAUCCCUCGGACAUCGCUCUGGGUCGUCUCGGCCUCCUGGACACCAACAACCCUCUAGAAAACCUAACCCUGGAGUCAGAAGGCACCACGGACGAAGUCGACGACAACUAUCCCAACCUUCACCGCCUCCCGGAUAUCCUGUCUGACGUUUGGGGAAUCUCCCGCGACUUGCUACAGGAAAUGCAAUUCUCCACCACCAGCGGGGCCAACGUGAUCUUUCGGGAAAACAGAACGGUCGCUAAAAGGCGUGGGAAUGAAUUCUGCAAGGGGGUGACUUUCACCAGCCGGCCUCUGGAAGUAGACGAGACUAUAUUUGUCCAGGUGAUCGAGGUUACGCCGAGGUAUCUCGGAGGUCUCGCGUUUGGCGUUACCAGCUGUGAUCCCCAGCAUCUGAACGCUUUUAUCGACUUACCCGACGACUCGGAAAGCCUGAUGGACCGACCGGAAUACUGGGUAAUCUACAAGGACUUGUCAGUACCGGAGGAAGGAGAUCAGUUAACAUUCACGAUAAACAGCGAGGGAGAGCUACGCCACCACGUGAAUGGCGUAGACAAGGGCGUUUUGAUCCACGUGGACGUUUCUCAACGACUGUGGCUAGUUUUUGACGUCUAUGGAAGUACGCAAGCAAUUAGAAUAUUAGGAACAUUGUCUGACCGGGAAGGGAACCUAUGGUCAUCAGGCUUGAGCUCUGCUCAGAGCAGUGAAAUAUCCAGAUCAGACCCAUUCUUCCCACCCCUUCCAAUACCAUCUUCUACUGAACUGGAGGACACUACGGACAGUUCUAGCACCAGCGUCCCUACAACACACAACCUCCCCCCACCCCCCGCAGGAGUGACUGUGGGCACCCGCACCGGGGGCAGGAGCGACUGUACCAUCUGCUACGACCGCCCCACGGACAGUGCGGUGUACCCCUGCGGACACAUGUGUCUUUGCAACAAGUGCGGGCAGCUCCUGAAGCGUCAGCGGGGCGGCAUGUGUCCCAUCUGUCGUGGUGCCAUCCGGGACAUCAUCAAGAUAUUCAAGGCCUGAGAUCAGGGUUUUCCUUGCCAUCCUCUUGUCAUUUGAUAAUCUCCAAGCAGAUCCUACGGUAGCAUAGGAAAGUAUCAAAAGCUGUCAGAGGAGUGAAGCCGGCCUAGGAGUGUGUUUGGCUUCAUGGCAAAUGUACACCUCUUGGCUGACUACACUCCUUGGCCAGUUUGGUACUAUCGUAUGCCAUCGUAGGAUCUGCUUGGAGAUUAGCCAUUUAACACUUUUUCUGUACAGUUUUCCUCUCAAAGAUCCCUCUAAAGAGAUGUUUUACCCCUUAGAAGUUGGACUCCUUAAUUUUCAGCCUUUGCACUCAUAAGAAUUUUCGGCCUUGUACAGAAAUGCUUGGCUUAGUUACUGUAAAAUAUAAUUACCAAAAAAA
This is a messenger RNA of Branchiostoma floridae (Florida lancelet), 2164 nucleotides long. Its product is annotated as protein neuralized-like. NCBI's taxonomy places the organism in Eukaryota, Metazoa, Chordata, Leptocardii, Amphioxiformes, Branchiostomatidae. The coding region runs from base 151 to 1785 and encodes 544 amino acids. The record is from RefSeq and is a predicted model, not a curated record. The transcript has 5 exons. Gene Ontology annotation, molecular function: ubiquitin protein ligase activity.